This is a messenger RNA of Myiozetetes cayanensis, 6917 nucleotides long. RefSeq names its product exostosin like glycosyltransferase 3 (gene EXTL3). The coding region runs from base 1170 to 3929 and encodes 919 amino acids. Gene Ontology annotation, molecular function: glycosyltransferase activity. The transcript is spliced from 10 exons. The record is from RefSeq and is a predicted model, not a curated record. NCBI's taxonomy places the organism in Eukaryota, Metazoa, Chordata, Aves, Passeriformes, Tyrannidae. Gene Ontology annotation, cellular component: membrane.
GUUCGGUCGGAAAUGGCCGAAGACGUGCGAGACCCAGCGGUUUAAGGGGAGAAGACCGGCCGGCUUUUCGGAACAAACCAACUGUGUCCGGCCCGGAGGGGGGGGAGCAGGGGAGGGCGGACGGAGCGGGAAGACAAGGCAGCGGCUAUGGCUCCCCCCCCAGCCCCUCGCGGCUCCGCCGGGAGGGCGAAGUGAGGGCGCCGAGAGGGUCUUGAGAAUCUGGUUCUGUGCUUUUAAAAAUAACUCAGCGUGAGCCACAAUUGGGAGCAUUCACAGAGGAAAUUCUUCAGCCGUUUAAAACAAAGUGAAGGGAGGGGAAAAAAAGCUCUCCUUGAAGUGCUUUUACUUGUCCGUGAAGAGCGAGCGUGUCCCGGCCUUGCUUUCUGGAGGGACCACGGCUCCAGACAGAUGAGUAGGGAGCUGGCCACAGAAGAGGAACACAUUCCAAUUUUCCAGCUGAUCACCCUGUACAGAGAAAAACCCUCGAGAUCAAAGCUGGGAGAAAGAAGAGAAGUGGUGGAGGAGUCGAUGUGUGACAUGGAACAGGUCUGAGCUGAGGAGCUGAGGGACAACAGUGCUGGUGAGAGAGACCUGGCAGUAGAAACUGUUUAUCCAAGCCUGGAGAGAUAAAGCACAGGAGCUGCUGACACACUCCCUGACGUCCUUCUCUGUUUACCAGGAGGGAGCUGGCGGGACACAGGAAUGGCAGAGCGUCAUCCCCGCCGCAGCGAUGACAGAGACUGACGCUCCUGCGAGUCCCUCCUGGCUCCUUCUCCGCGAUGGCCGCUGCGUAUUCCCGGCGUGGUAGCGCAGGAUGUCGGGAGCAGCGGUAGAGUUUGGCUCCGUCCCACUGCGUUUUCCUUCGGCCGACCGGGCCUUCGGGUGGCCAUGACAACGCCGUGACACUCCCGGCAAAGGUUGCCCGUGGAAAGGGUGGGCUGGGGGCGGGCGAGAAGGUCGAUGACCGACUCCAGCGGGGUCAAAAGUCGUGCCUGCAGCGAAACGACCGUGGAAGAGCCGUCGGCACGGCCAGAAGAUGAAAUUCCCCUUCCGCUGGCUUCUCGCUGAGCAGGCACAAUAACAUUUUUAUCCGGCAGACUCGCUACACGAACUCUUUUGGUUAUGGCUACUGACCCGACGUGAUUGGGCGCGCGGCGACUCCGGAACCCAUGACUGGAUAUACGAUGUUGCGGAAUGGGGGAGUGGGGAACGGAGGCCAGCCCUGGGUGUUGAGGUGGUCCAGUCGGAUCCGGCUCACCUGGCUCAGCUUCACCCUCUUCAUCAUCCUCGUCUUCUUCCCCCUCAUCGCCCACUACUACCUGACCACCAUCGACGACGCGGACGACGCCGGCAAGCGCAUCUUCGGGCCCCGGACGGGCAACGAGCUGUGCGAGGUGAAGCACGUGCAGGACCUGUGCCGCAUCCGCGAGUCGGUCAGCGAGGAGCUGCUCCAGCUGGAGGCCAAGCGGCAGGAGCUCAACAGCGAGAUCGCCAAGCUCAACCUCAAGAUCGAGGCCUGCAAGAAGAGCAUCGAAAAUGCCAAGCAGGACCUGCUGCAGCUGAAGAACGUCAUCAGCCAGACCGAGCACUCCUACAAGGAGCUGAUGGCACAGAACCAGCCCAAGCUCUCCCUGCCCAUCCGGCUGCUGCCCGACAAGGACGACGCGACCUUCCCCCUGCCAAAAUCCAACAGGAACUGCAGGCUGCACAACUGCUUCGACUACUCACGCUGCCCCUUGACGUCUGGCUUCCCAGUCUAUGUCUACAACAGUGACGAUUACCCCUUUGGUAGCUCCUUGGACCCUUUAAUUAAACAAGCCUUUGAGGCGACCGUCAGAACUAAUGUUUAUGUUACUGAAAAUGCAAAUAUUGCUUGUGUGUACAUAGUUUUAGCGGGGGAGAUGCAAGAGCCCGUAAUGCCAAAACCUACUGAACUAGAGCAACAGUUGCACUCUUUGCCGUACUGGAGGACUGAUGGACACAACCAUCUCAUCAUCAACUUGUCGAGGAAGUCGGAGACUCAGAACUUCCUCUACAACGUCAGCACGGGGCGCGCCAUGGUCGCCCAGUCCACCUUCUACGACGCGCAGUAUCGCCCGGGCUUCGACAUCGUGGUGUCGCCCCUGGUCCACGCCAUGUCCGAACCCAACUUCCUGGAAAUCCCGCCCCAGGUGCCGGUCAAGCGUAAGUACCUGUUCAGUUUCCAGGGGGAGAAGAUCGAGUCUCUGAGGUCCAGCCUGCAGGAGGUUCGCUCUUUCGAGGAGGAGAUCGAAGGCAACGCCCCGGCUGACUACGACGACCGGAUCAUCACCACCCUGAAGGCCGUCCAGGACAGCAAGCUGGACUUCGUUCUGGUGGAGUUCACGUGUAAGAACCAGCCCAAGGCGAGUCUGCCCACUGAGUGGGCUCUGUGUGGAGAAAGGGACGACAGACUAGAGCUACUGAAGCUUUCUACUUUUGCACUGAUCAUCACCCCCGGGGACACCCGUUUGGUGAUCUCCGCCGGGUGCACCAUGAGACUGUUUGAGGCUCUGGAAGUCGGAGCCAUCCCGGUGGUUCUCGGAGAGCAGGUCCAGCUUCCCUACAACGACGUGAUCCGGUGGAACGAGGCAGCCUUAAUCAUACCAAAGCCACGUAUCACAGAAGUGCACUUCCUUCUGAGAAGCAUUUCUGACAACGAUCUCCUUGCCAUGAGGAGGCAGGGCCGCUUCCUGUGGGAGACCUACUUCUCCACCUCGGACAACGUCUUCAGCACGGUCUUAGCCGUCAUAAGGACUCGAAUCCAAAUCCCGGCCGCUCCCAUCCGAGAAGAGCCCUCCGUGGAGAUCCCCCACCGCUCUGGCAAAGCUGCUGGUACAGACCCCAACAUGGCCGACAACGGCGACCUGGACUUGGGGCCUGUGGAGACAGAACCCCCCUAUGCAUCCCCCAAAUAUCUCCGCAACUUCACCCUCACGGCAAUGGAUAUCUACAGGAACUGGAACUCUGCACCGGGGCCUUUCCACCUCUUCCCCUACACUCCCUUUGACCCCGUUUUACCAUCGGAAGCGAAGUUUCUGGGGUCCGGCACUGGGUUUCGGCCGAUCGGCGGAGGAGCGGGUGGCUCUGGGAAGGAGUUCCAGGCCGCUCUGGGCGGCAACGUGCCCCGGGAGCAGUUCACGGUGGUGAUGUUGACUUACGAGCGGGAGGAAGUGCUGAUGAACUCCCUGGAAAGGCUCAAUGGUCUCCCCUACUUAAAUAAGGUGGUGGUGGUGUGGAACUCCCCCAAGCUCCCCUCCGAGGAUCUCCUGUGGCCGGACAUCGGCGUCCCCAUCAUGGUCGUCCGCACGGAGAAGAACAGCCUGAACAACCGGUUCCUGCCCUGGGACGAGAUCGAGACCGAGGCCAUCCUGUCCAUCGACGACGACGCCCACCUGCGCCACGACGAGAUCAUGUUCGGCUUCCGGGUCUGGAGGGAGGCCCGGGAUCGCAUCGUGGGCUUCCCGGGGCGCUACCACGCGUGGGACAUCCCCCACCAGUCCUGGCUCUACAACUCCAACUACUCCUGCGAGCUCUCCAUGGUGCUCACUGGUGCUGCCUUCUUCCACAAGUACUAUGCCUACCUGUAUUCCUACGUGAUGCCCCAGGCCAUCCGGGACAUGGUGGACGAGUACAUCAACUGCGAGGACAUCGCCAUGAACUUCCUGGUCUCCCACCUCACGAGGAAACCUCCCAUCAAGGUGACCUCCCGCUGGACCUUCCGCUGCCCCGGCUGCCCCCAGGCCCUUUCCCACGACGAUUCCCACUUCCACGAGCGGCACAAGUGCAUCAACUUCUUCGUGCGGGUGUACGGGUACAUGCCCCUGCUCUACACCCAGUUCCGCGUCGACUCCGUGCUCUUCAAGACCCGCCUGCCCCACGACAAGACCAAGUGCUUCAAGUUCAUCUGAAGGGGAGCGGCCGGAGCUCCCGGUUCCACCCCCGGCGGGAAGGGCGGAGAGAGGGGCCCCUCGCCGGGGCGGGGAGCGCGGAACGCCCCUCGCUGUGGAUUCCCGGCCCCGCUUCCCGCUGGGAAAGCGGCACGGCCGGACUGGGGCGGGCCCGGCCGGGAUCGGGGCGGGCACAUCCCGGUCCCUCCUUCCCCGCUCUGCCCGCAGCGACUCGACCAAGCGACGGGGAAAACGGGAUCCCUCGGGAUCCCUCGGCUCCUGAGGACACUCCCCGGGAUCGCACACUGAGGAAGGGCCCGUUGGCCGCCGGCUCUGCCCCUCCCCUGGCCGAGGGCGGCCGUUCUUUUUAAUUAUAAUUAUUGUUAUUUAAAAUGAAAGUGUUUUAGAUUUGCCUCAUGAGGCGCUUUUUUUUUGUUUUCUUUUCUUCCCCUCCUUCAUCCCCCCCCCCUCCCUCCUCAUCCCCUUUUCCCCUCAGGACCCCUCGUCCCACUCGAGGGGGUCGUAGCAAGGCCAGGUUGGAGGGGUUUGAUGCAGCUUCGAGGUCACCACUGUUGUCCCCAUCCCUUCAUCCCUUCAUCCCUUCCCUCUCACCCCAUCCCGGCUCCUCUUUCCCUGUGGCUGCUCCUGAGGACUCCCAGGUGCUGGCUGGUGGUGAGCCCUGCCCAGAGCUCUGCUCUGCUCAGCACCCUGAGCCCUCAGGAGGGCUGAGGUUGGCCUGGGUGACCCUUCCCAGCUCCAGGACCCGCCGUUCCCAGGAUGUUCAGUUCUCCAUGUCCUUUUCCACCCCGUCCUGCUAAUCCUCUAAAGACAGGGAGUGGGUUUGGGGCUUAGGGAAGAUCCUCCUGCAGCACAGGCUGUGCUGGCAGUGCCCCAGGCUGGUGGAGCACCGAUCCUGAUCCGUGCUCAGCCCAGCCGGGAUGUGCCGGAGCUGCGGCUGCUUCGUGGCCGCAAUUCCCGCGCUGCCUCGUCCCUCAUCCCCCGCCCCAGAGCAAACCCUGCCCGUGCUGGGUUGGCCUGGACGUCAGCACAACUGCCUUAACCCCAUCCCAUCCUCACUCCCUGCUUUUGGGCUGCAUCCCAGGGUUAAUCCCACCAGGAGCUUCCCGUUGUGUGAACCCCGAGGCGCCACUGGGAUCGCAUUCAUGGAGUGAAGAGUUCAUGGAGUGGUUUUGGAGUUGGUUUCCUUUUCCCCAGAGCAAAAUGCUGUGACACCUGUGACCACCUGACCUCUAAUCUCAGCCCCUGCUCCAUCCUGCUGCAAUCCCAGCCGGCCAGGAGGGAAGGGCACAGCGUUCCCCUCGUGUGAUGUUCUCCCUCAGCGCAUCCGGAGGUUUAUGAGCAGCCUGGAGAAGGUUUGCCUGGGUAGGGGGGAAGGUGACACUUGUGUGAUUCACCUCUGUAUCCCUGCUUUUCCUGGCUCAGGUUGCAGCCCUGUGGAUGGGGGUCACCAACAUUCCUCCUUGGGAAGGGGAGGGAAGGAGCAGCCUGUUCCCAGCAGAGCCCACAGCUUGUGCCUUCACCAGCACCACCGAGCGCAGCGAAAUCCGGAUCAAGGAAUCUUUUCCUCUCUAUGGCUUUGUUUUUCCUUUCCAUCCUCUUUUUGUUUUAACAUCAGGGAGGGCAGGAAGAUUCACAGUCUCCUUAAAAUUUCCAUGGGAGAUUCCUGCGAGGCCCUGAAACACCUGGAAGGACGUUCAGUGCUCCUGCUCUGAGUGGGAAUGUGGCACCUUGUCAGGAGCUGCUCCAGCUCCAGCAGCCCGAGGGGCCUGAGCUUUAAUUGCACCCUCAUUAGGAGGUGCUUCAUUAGCUCCGGUCCAGCCCAGCCCCGGAGUCGGCUCUGCCUUCCCAGCCCUCCCGGCCAGGCAGGAGCAUGGAAUGGUUGGCGUGGAUUGCACUUUAUAUGGACACAGGCCCUGCUCAGCCACUGAUCUCCCAAAAUCUGGAGGGAACUGUUGUCAUUCCUGUGCUGCAGGAGCCUGGGCAAGGCGACGGGUUGGGAAGUGCUGGUGUUCCAUGGGCUCUGCCGGAGCCCCAGGAUGGGAAUUCUGCCUUCCCUCGGAGUGUUUCUGUUCCAAGCCAGUCGAGAUCAGGGAUCAGUGGAGCAAAUCCAACUGUUCCUCCUCCCAGGCUCCUUCCUUGGCCUCUUUCCCAAAGGGGUGUUUUGUUGGAAGGAUCCCCCGGUGUGUCGUGGCUGAGCAGGGUCGGGAUGUGCGAUGGGAUCAGUGUGGGUAUUGUGGGAUGGAUCCCUCCUUCCUGAGCCCCCCCGAGGGGAAGGAUUUGGGGGUGAAGGGAUGAAGUGGCUGCUCUGGGAGGGGACGUCCCAGGGAGGGGUGGAAUUCUGUGAGGAAAAUAAAUGCCAACAGGAACAUCUGCUGGUGCUGUCCCUCCCAUCCUGCUCCAUCCUCCUGUUUCCCUCUUUCCCAAAUCAUCCCAAACAACCACCAAACCCCCUGGAGCACAAACUUGGGAUUCACAGCUCCUGAGACAUCCCAGGGGCUGAGCUGUCCUUGGGCUUUCCUCCACCACCAGCGAGCAGAGGGGUUUCCCUGGAGCGGUGCCACCAUCCCGAACAUCCUCCCUUGCUACCCCCCCUCCUUCUCCCGGGAUUUCCAGCGGCAUCCCAGGCUCACAGCAAAGCUCAGGUUUGCUCGUAGGAUUCAGCCCAGCUCCCGGAGGAGACGGGAAGGGCUCUCGGCGGCUGCACCUUUCCCAAGGGAAAGACCAUUUCUCCCUUCCCACAGUUUUCCUGCUGCUUCCCCCGGGCGUGGAGCGAGGCCUUUCCCGCUGUAAAUAGGAUCGUCUGCGGUGCCCCGGCCCGGCCCUGUCCCACGGCCCUGCCCACCCCCCCUGCCGCGGUUGUUGCUGCAGCUCCGCGAGCGCCAGGAUUUAAAAAUCCAACAAAAACGGAGGGACGAGAAACACUCCUUCGACACGAGCACAAUGUUGAGGUUUUUGUAAAAGGAUCCAAUAAAUGGAGAGUUUAACUUG